This is a messenger RNA of Auanema sp. JU1783, 774 nucleotides long. NCBI's taxonomy places the organism in Eukaryota, Metazoa, Nematoda, Chromadorea, Rhabditida, Rhabditidae. The record is from the annotation of a GenBank genome assembly.
UUGCUGCUCAUCGCCGUUUUUAGCAUUGAAUCUUGCUACGGUAAGCACUAUUCACCAUUCAUAGAUAAUUAUAAUUUUAAAUUUCUUCAGGAAUGGGAAAAGAUUGAUAUGCCUGAUGUGGGAAUGGUUGACGUUCCAAUUAAUUUAUCACCUCCGCUGCAUUCUGCGUUGUUUGCUCUUUCCCGACGGUUUGGAGAUACUUCAGUCGCUCAUCUCUUAUCAAGACAAGUUCGAAAAAGACUCAGCAAUGAAAUCUCUGAGUUGAUAGCCAGAGUGUUUGAAGCUUUAACAUCAAAGGCAAAUGUUGCUCAAAGAACAUGGGUUCAGAUACUGUUCGAUUGUCGAAUUGUCAUGACAAUGUUCCCCAACGACAAAUUCAAAAAAUUACAAAAUGAAAUCGAAACUCAUAUAGAUCCUUUUGAUAUCAGCUUGUUGUCCAGCCAUUUAGCUUCCAAUGUUAGACUAGCUACUCAUCGAUCGCAGCUUCUAUACUCGUGCUUGCUUCUUGAUGUUCUGCCAAAUAAGGAUAUUCAAUAUUCACAGUCUUAUGCUCAAGUCAUAGAUAUUCUUCCGAAGCCAGAUCGUCCUCUUCGGAUAUCACUCAUACCCAGAUUGGAAAGAACGCAGUCGGAGGAAAUAACCAAACGGCUUCAAGCUUCCAAGGUUUCCAAAAACAAAUUGUUGUCAAACCCCCAAUCAGCGGCUAAGAACUCUGCCAGCUUCAGUUCACUCUAUGACAAGAUGUCCAGUAGUUUCAGUUUCUUCGGUAACUAA